GAGGAGAUGAGAGUCUCUGUAAGUUCAGGAGCCAGCAGAAAGCUGACACUUCGUCCCGACAUGGCUUGAGCUCUCGUUGCGCUCGACGCGCUGCACGUUGUUUUUCCUUUUGCGUAAAAUUGCGAGUGAAGUCUCUGUUUCUGCAUCGGCGAGCAGCAGAAAGAACUCCGCGCGUUUGUGUGUGUGUGUGUGUGUGUGUGUGUGUGUGUGUGUGUGUGUGUGUGUGUGUGUGAGAGAGAGAGAGAGAGAGAGAGAGAGAGAGAGAGAGAGAGAGAGAGAGAGAGCGCAGGGCUGUAGGAUUGUGUUGGAGGAUGGACAGGAAGAUCAGGAUGGUGCGCGCGGGAUACAUCCGCUUCCUCUGGAUCUUCAGCAUCACCAUCAGCAUCAGCAUCAGCAUCAGUGCUCACGCUGCUUCUCCAUCCGCCCAGAAAUGUGAUGAUGCUCUGGUCACGCCACUUUCCCAUAGUGCCUUCAGCAGCUCGUCUGUGUUCACCAACGGCUACGGUCCUGAAUACGCCAAGCUGAACAGAAGAGGAGGUGCUGGAGGCUGGUCUCCUCUCGACACUGAUCAUUACCCGUGGCUGCAAGUGGACCUGGGAAGCAGGAAGCAGGUGACUGCCGUCGCUACUCAGGGUCGAUACAGCAGCUCGGACUGGACCACACGCUACCGUCUGCUCUACAGCGACACGGGCAGCAACUGGAAACCCUACCAUCAGGAUGGAAACAUCUGGACAUUUACAGCAAACUCCAACACAGAGAGUGUGGUACGCCACAAUCUUCAGCACAGCGUCGUGGCCAGGUUUCUGUGCUUUAUCCCUCUGGAUUGGAGUGAAGAGGGUCGAAUAGGCCUGAGGAUAGAGAUCUAUGGCUGCUCAUACUGGGCCGACGUGAUUAACUUUGACGGCCAGGGUGUGAUCUCCUACCGUUUCAAGAUGAAGAAGAUGAAGAUCCUGAAGGACGUGAUAGCACUGAAGUUUAAGACGGCCGAAAGUGAUGGGGUGAUCCUGCAUGGCGAAGGUCAGCAGGGUGAUUACAUCACGCUGGAGCUGAGGAGAGGAAAACUGGUGCUCCAGAUAAACCUCGGCAGCAACCAGUAUGGCUCCAUCCUGGGUCACACAUCGGUGAGCAGCGGUAGCCUGCUGGAUGACCAUCACUGGCACUCGGUGGUGAUCGAGCGCCACAGAAGAAACGUUAACUUCACCCUGGAUCAGAACACGCAGCACUUUCGCACCAACGGCGAGUUUGAUCACCUCGACCUCGAUUACGAGUUAAGUUUUGGAGGGAUGCCGUACUCAGGAAAACUCAUCUCGGUAGGCCGGAGAAAUUUCAAAGGCUGUAUGGAGAGCAUCAACUAUAAUGGUGAAAACAUUACAAACCUGGCUAGAAGGAAGAAAGUAGACACGUCCAGCUUUCGUAAUUUGACAUUCUCCUGUGUGGAAUCUCACACCUUCCCGGUUUCCUUCAACGCCACGAGUUUCCUGCAGCUGCCCGGUAGAACGGAGAACAACAUGGUGUCUGUGAGCUUCCAGUUUCGCACGUGGAACUCUAAUGGCCUGCUGGUGUUCAGCGCGCUGGCUGACGGCAUGCUGGAGCUCACUCUGAAAGACGGAAAAGUCACGGCGCACAUCAGCAGCCAGCAGCAGAAGAACCUGGGCGUAGACAUGACCUCAGGGUCAGGGCUGAGUGAUGGAGAAUGGCACGACGUUCGUUUCCUGGCUAAAGAAAACUUUGCCAUGCUGACCAUCGACAGAGACGAGGCUUCGGCUGUGAGAACCAACGCACCCGUUCAGAUCACAACCGGAGGAACGUACCACUUUGGAGGUUAUUUCCUGCAGACCCAUGCGUCUCCGUCCCAGCGCUCGUUUCAGGGCUGCAUGCAGCUCAUCCAAGUUGACGAUCACCUGGCUGACUUGGUGGCGUUGGAGCGGGGCAUGCUGGGAGCUUUUGAGAAUGUCAGUUUGGACAUGUGUACCAUCAUAGACAGAUGUUUGCCUAAUCUCUGUGAGCAUGGAGGAAGGUGUUCUCAGACCUGGGACAGUUUCAGCUGCUCAUGUGACGGCACUGGAUACAUCGGAGCCACCUGUCACACAUCUCUGUAUGAACAGUCCUGUGAAGCUUAUAAGCACUUGGGGAAAUCUUCAGACUUCUACUGGAUCGAUCCUGAUGGCAGCGGACCUCUAGGACCCUUCAGAGUCUUUUGCAACAUGACGGAGGAUAAGGUGUGGACGACGAUAGUGAACGACCUGCUGCCUCAGACAGCCGUAUCAGGUUCGAGCAGAGACACACGCACUGUGCUGCAGCUGAACUACAGCGCCAACAUGGAGCAGAUCAGCGCAAUUACAGAUGUCGCCGAGCACUGCGAGCAACACGUCACCUACACCUGCCUCUCAUCACGCCUAUUCAGUACCCCAGAUGGGAAUCCGUACACCUUUUGGGUUGGCAGAGGGAAUGAAAAACACUUCUACUGGGGCGGCUCAGUGCCGGGGGUCCAGAAAUGUACAUGUGGCAUCGAGCACAACUGCAUCGACCCCAAGCACCACUGUAACUGUGAUGCAGAUCAGAAACAGUGGAGAGAAGAUUCAGGGCUUCUGGUAUAUAAGGAUCACUUACCGGUGAGCGAGGUAGCGGUAGGCGACACAAAUCGACCCGGAUCAGAGGCCAAGCUCACAGUGGGACCUCUGCACUGUCACGGAGACCGCGGUUAUUGGAAUGCAGCUUCCUUCAACACACCAACCUCCUACCUUCACUUCUCCACUUUCCGAGCUGAAACCAGCGCUGAUAUCUCCUUUUACUUCAAGACCUCUGCACCUCAUGGGGUUUUCCUGGAAAAUCUCGGCAACACAGACUUCAUCCGGCUGGAGCUGAAAUCACCCAAUGUUGUUACCUUCUCCUUCGAUGUGGGGAACGGACCGGUGGAGCUGAACGUUCACUCACCCGCGCCGUUAAACGACGACCAGUGGCAUCGAAUCAGGGCCGAGAGAAACGUCAAAGAGGCCGUACUUCAGCUGGAUCGGCAAUACAGACAGGUUCGAGCUGCACCUGCUCAGGGACAUACACGCCUAGAGCUCUACAGCCAGCUGUUUGUGGGAAAACUAUCACCUUGGGCUUGUCAGAACAGUGCAGCAGGAGGACAGAGAGGCUUCCUGGGAUGCAUCCGCUCCCUGAAGAUGAACGGCGUGACCCUCGACUUGGAAGAAAGAGCAAAGGUCACUCCUGGAGUAAAAUUAGGAUGCUCGGGUCACUGCACCAGUUUCGGGAUGUACUGCCGCAACGGAGGGAAGUGUGUAGAAAAGUACAAUGGCUACUCGUGUGACUGCAGCGACACGGCUUACGACGGACCCUUCUGCACUAAAGAUGUUGGAGCAUAUUUCGAGGCAGGAACGCUGGUGCGCUAUGACCUGAUGCCGGACGUGAAGUCCUCAGCGUUCAAUGUGGAAGAAAAGGAUUUCUCCCAAUCUCUACCCCUAGACGUGAACCUGACCCAUGAGGUUGUGAGCUUCAGCUUUAGCACGUCCAGCACUCCCAGCAUCCUUCUGUACAUCAGCUCGAGGACGCCUGACUACAUGGCUGUGGUGCUGAGAACUAACGGGUCUCUACAGCUGCGUUAUAACCUCGGAGGUCUCCACGAGCCCUUCACCGCCGAACUGGAUCAGCGCAAUUUGGCCAACGGGCAUCCACACAGUGUGAACAUCACAAGAAUAGAAAGAGAAAUCCACGUCCAACUGGAUCAUUACCCAUCAGUCAGCUACACACUUCCUGAAACCUCAGACACUCUCUUCAACCAGGUCAAGACUCUCUUCCUAGGAAAAGUCUUCGAAACCGGCCCUAUUGACCCAGUGCUGAUAGAGAAGUAUAACACUCCCGGCUUUGUAGGCUGUCUCUCCAGAGUGCAGUUUAACAGCAUCGCUCCUCUGAAGGCGGCUCUUCGUUCACACCCCACUGUGUCUGUCUCACAUCAGGGCAAACUGGUCGAGUCAAACUGUGGAGCAUCACCACUCACUGUCUCACCGAUGGCUGCUAACACUGACCCCUGGCACCCGGAUGGAGGUGCUGAUUUCCCCUUCAAUGAGGAGCGAGUCGUACCAGAUGGUUUCAACAGGAACUCGACAAUAAUCGGAGGCAUCAUUGCUGUGGUGAUCUUCACCAUCCUGUGCACUCUGGUGUUCCUGAUACGCUACAUGUUCCGCCACAAGGGAACGUACCACACCAACGAGUCCAAAGGGGCCGAACACUCAGAAUCAGUCGAUACAGCCAUCAUCAGCGCGGAACCCAAUUUCACAGAGUCCAUAGAAGAAAACAAGAAGGAGUGGUUCAUCUAACAUGGGGACAGUACCCACUCCUUCAGUCUCACUGAGGAUCAGAACCAAAUGUAAAAUGCUGUAAUGAUAGAGGUAUAUGGUGGUACAAGGUGGACUGAGGAUCAAAACCAAAUGUAAAAUGCUGUAAUGAUAGAGGUAUAUGGUGGUACAAGGAUUUAUGUCUGUUUUGUACUGGCCCAAACUUUACAAUUUGUAGAUGAAUAAAAAGAGAUGAUCAGAGAGACAGGCAGCCAAAGCAGGUCCAAUGAAAGCAGUAUGUGUCCCAUUGGGAAUAAAUGCGUGCCUGUCAUCUCUGUCUCUUUUUCUCAACCUUUCUCAAGGCUAAGCAGUGCACAACAGCUUGCAGAGAGCUCACAUGAUGGAUGCUCCUAGAGACUCUGUAAAUGUGGAGCAGGGAAAGAUCUGGGACAGUUUGCUUUUUUCUGCAUUUUUUUUUAUGUGUAUUUUAUAUCAUGCACUUUUUUGAUCAGGGAACACUAAGUGGCUUUGUUGAUUAGUUGUUAAUUUGGUGUAAUCAGCCACUAACAGACCAUUCUAAAUUAAUAACAUGAAAUGCUGUUGCCAUGGAAAUCGAUUGCACUUCGUUUACAAUAAAUACAUAUAAUUAAUGAUCUGAAAUAAAACCAACUACGACUGGAAAUAAAGUAUUUGUAUGAAGCAAA
This is a messenger RNA of Tachysurus fulvidraco (yellow catfish), 4981 nucleotides long. Its product is annotated as contactin-associated protein-like 2. The transcript has 25 exons. NCBI's taxonomy places the organism in Eukaryota, Metazoa, Chordata, Actinopteri, Siluriformes, Bagridae. The record is from RefSeq and is a predicted model, not a curated record. The coding region runs from base 312 to 4319 and encodes 1335 amino acids.